This is a messenger RNA of Carassius carassius (crucian carp), 1425 nucleotides long. RefSeq names its product zinc finger HIT domain-containing protein 2-like. The transcript has a single exon. NCBI's taxonomy places the organism in Eukaryota, Metazoa, Chordata, Actinopteri, Cypriniformes, Cyprinidae. Bases 1 to 1425 code for a protein of 474 amino acids. The record is from RefSeq and is a predicted model, not a curated record.
AUGGAUCUCGUUGUUAGACGUAAGAUCCCUGCGUGUGUUCGUUCAUUACUCACUGAUAGUGCAGCAAAGGAGGAAGAAUACUUAAGCGACUGGCCUGAAAUAGAUUCUGAAUCAGUUACCACCAAAGAUGGGAUUGCACUUCCCAAAAGAGGGAAUAAUGAACCUCUCCUGACACCUGCUAAUGGAACAGAGGGUGGAACUACUGCAUCAUCAAUCAAACCAUGCAGGCUUUGCUUAUCCAACCCCUCCUGUUACACUUGUCCAAUGUGUAACAUCCCAUAUUGCGGCCUGGCUUGUUACAGGAGCCAGAAUCACUCUUCAUGCUCAGAGGAGUUUUACAAAGAGUCUGUGCUGCAGGAGCUGAAAUCCCAAGGUGUCUCAGAUGAGGAGGGGAAAAGCAAGAUGCAGGAAAUUCUGCUCCGGCUCAGACAGAGUGCAGAAAGCGAGGGAGGGAUGGAGAAUUUAUUAAGGAACUUGGGAGAUGAUGAAACUGGAGUGACCGAAAAAGACACUCAUGCUUUGGAGCUGCUUUCUCAGUUAGCAGAGAUUCAAUCUAGUGGGGGUGAAAAAAGUCACGAGGUACAAGAAAUACUAGCAGAACUCAGACGUAUUGAAGUAGGGAGUGAUGAAGAGGAAGCUGACUUAGCUGAAAAGUUUGCAGGCCUGGAUAUCGACUCUCUUUCAGAAGAAGAACUCUGGUCGUUGUUGUCAGCCCAAGAAAAGGACAAAUUUGAGAGACUGGUGAAAGAAGGUAGCAUUGGUGGACUGGUUGUCCUGUGGAGCCCCUGGUGGGAACGGCAUCAGAAAGAUACUAAAGCACUAAUCGAGGAACUUAAGUCUGAUAAUGAUGAAGAAAUGCAUAAUAUGAAUGUUGAAAAAGACAAAAAAGUCAGUAGCAAUAAAGUAAAAUCGGACAAAUCACUGAGAGGCUCAAUCCCUCCAAUAAGUGCCAGAAUUGCUCCUCUUCACACACUAUCUUCAAACCCUUCUCCUCUAGUGCAGUACAACCUGAUCAACGCUCUUUAUGGAUACACCUUCUCGCUGUGUCUCUAUAAUGGAGAAAUCUCAGAGAUGAUGCGUGAGUUCUGUCAGGCAGUGCUCUCCAUCUCAGAUGGUUUGGGUGCCAGACGGGUCUACAACUCUGUCUCUGAGGCUUUUGAUGCCGGAAUAAGAGCUGUAUCUGCAGGAGGAUACUUUGAUCGUGAGGACCCUUUAGCUCCACUUCGAGCUGUGGAAGCGGUGGCUCAUAUUCUGACUGGAGAGAGCAGAGAGGAUGCUGUUGGAUAUUCAUUGUCAGCUUUGUCCCAGCUGCGCACAGCUUUGAGCAAAGCAAAGGCUUCUGUUCCAAAGGAAGGCGAGCAGAUGAGGCGGGCGUAUUUCCAAGCUGGAAAGAAGUGUGAGUUUUUUCAGUCUUGGGUGAAAUAG